Messenger RNA from Cuscuta europaea, 2489 nucleotides. NCBI's taxonomy places the organism in Eukaryota, Viridiplantae, Streptophyta, Magnoliopsida, Solanales, Convolvulaceae. The record is from the annotation of a GenBank genome assembly.
AUAAAAACUCAAACUGAAAAUGCUAAACGCAGCCGCCUAUCCCAGAGUCGACUGCUUCGUUCUUCGCAUAUAAGAUUCUGCAAUUUCCAUUAAAGACGGCAGCUGAAAAUGAUGAUUGGAGUUUGGAUGAAUACAAUAGCGAUGAUGACAAACAACCAGCGUCUUGGUCACUUGUCACGAAUGAUGCAUUUUCUAAAUAUCGUGAUAUAGGUGACUUAUCCGAUAUCUCCGAGCAAGCUACGAUAGAAUCUUUGAUAGAAUUAAAGAGCAUCCAUGAUUCAGAAUUUCCAGCAACUGAAGAUGAAGCUGAGUCUGCGCAUAUUCAAGCAACUCUCAGGGAGGUCAACUUCAGAAUAUAAGGUGACUUUGAGUCUUGACGACUACAUUUUCCAACAAAAGAUUUGAAAUGGAAUUUAUGUCGAACAACAAUUUCCUCCACUCAAUCCCAAGCAAUUACGUCUCCGGAGUAUGAAUAUUUUUCAUUUUCUUGAGAGAGAAUGAGAAAAAGGUUUUACUUUGUUGAUUUUUUGUAUACACUGCUGCAUGCUAUCAUGAUGUCUGCAACAAUGAAUUAAUUAAGUCUUUCCCCAACAAUUAAUUACCUUUCAUCCAAUCAAUCCGAGGCGGCAACCAUGGAGAAAAAAUGUGGGUGCUGGGCGGUUAUGAGGCGCAAUGGUAGAGGCGAUUCUAGAUCCUCAGCUAUAAACACCUCUAUCCCCACUCGUGGCGUUGCGUAUGCUGCUGAAGGUGCAGCAGCAGUAGAAACACGGCAUCUGAAUGCUAGUACCAGGGAGCAGCUGAGUGCAGCAGCCGGUGAAGCAAGAGACAGUUCUGGCGAUGAUGAUGGUUGCUGCCUCCCCAAUCAGCAGGCACCGGAAAGCGUAGUGCAGUCUCGCAGAUCACUACUUCAGUUCAGCUUCCAAGAACUUAAAUCUGCAACAGCAAACUUCAGGCCAGGCAGUAUUCUUGGAGAGGGCGGAUUUGGUUAUGUCUUCAAAGGGUGGGUAGAGGAGAGUGGGACUGCUCCAGCAAAGCCUGGCUCAGGAAUUGCCGUUGCAGUCAAAAGCUUGAAGGAAGAUGGACUGCAAGGCCAUAGAGAAUGGGUGGCAGAAGUGCACUUCCUUGGACUGCUUCAUCAUCCAAAUCUUGUGAACCUAAUUGGUUAUUGCAUUGAGGACGACCAAAGGCUGCUUGUCUAUGAGUUUAUGCCGCGUGGAAGCCUAGAAAACCAUCUUUUCAGAAGGAGCAUACCUCUUCCCUGGUCCACCAGGAUCAAAAUAGCAAUUGGUGCAGCCAAAGGCCUAAUGUUUCUCCAUGGAGGCCCUGAACCUGUGAUUUAUAGAGAUUUCAAGGCUUCAAACAUUUUGAUUGAUUCGGACUACAAUGCCAAACUCUCUGACUUUGGCUUGGCAAAAGCUGGGCCUCAAGGGGACAACACGCAUGUUUCGACAAGGGUUGUUGGAACAUAUGGCUAUGCUGCUCCAGAAUAUGUCAUGACAGGUAACAAUUAUCUAAAACUCUCAAGUUCUGAUAACUUUUUCUUUUUGGUUUUCAGAGUUAUUUGUUUAGAUCAUUUAUGUUCCUGCAAAACACAGUCAUUGCUUGAGCACUGAAUUCUUAUACACACACAUACACUGCUACUUCUGCUUUUGUUGUUGUCCUUAGGACACUUAACUGCAAAGAGUGAUGUUUACAGCUUCGGGGUUGUGUUGUUGGAAAUGUUAACGGGCAGGAAGUGUAUGGACAAAAAGCGGCCUAGUGGAGAAGAGAAUCUUGUUCGAUGGGCACGCCCCUAUUUGGCUGACAAGCGGAAAGUCAUUCGAGUUGUGGAUCCACGCCUCGAAUUGAAUUACUCAGUCAAAGGGGUGCAGAAGGUAGCACAGAUAGCUCUCACAUGUCUGAGUAGGGAUUCUAAAUCGCGCCCAUCAAUGGAUGAAGUUGUCAAGGCCCUCACUCCGCUUCAAGCUCACGCCGACCUCACAGCACUAUCUAACAACCCUCGCAUCAUUAAACCAGGAAGGCAAAAGAACAAGGCUGAAAGGAAGGGAACAGAUAAUAAUCUAUAUCCCAUUAUAGGAGCGUCAACAAUCUCCCCUCCAUGCACCCAUGCACAGGUAGCCAACCUUGCAAAUAAUCUAUCUAGUUGAGAUGUCGGCUCAACAAUCUAAGCUUGAGCAAAACUGUGUCAGAUGAAAUGCGCUUUCAAGUCAACAACUGCCAUGCAAUGAAAGCUCUGUAUAUAUAAAGUUCGGUGAACUUGAUCUUUAAAUAUGUUUAUCUACGGCACAGAUUGGAUUCCAAAGCUAGUUGGAAUCCAUUGGUUUAUCUCAUUGUGCGGGAAACAUUCCAUCUUCAGAAGAUGCUGAUUAGUGUGAAGUUGAAGCCAGAAUCAUGACUAAGGCAGUGUUUGCUAAAGCUUUUAUAAAGUACUUUUCUACUUUUUCCUUUGAAAAAGCUUUAAAACGUUUUAAAAUAGAAAUUGCUGUUUA